This is a messenger RNA of Arvicola amphibius (Eurasian water vole), 342 nucleotides long. Its product is annotated as transmembrane protein 256-like. The transcript has a single exon. The record is from RefSeq and is a predicted model, not a curated record. Lineage: Eukaryota; Metazoa; Chordata; Mammalia; Rodentia; Cricetidae. The coding region runs from base 1 to 342 and encodes 113 amino acids.
AUGGCCGUGGUAGGGGCUGCUUUCCGCCACCUAGGUGCCUUGUCCGGACCUGGGGCCUUGGGUUUGGCCACCUACGGGGCACACGGCGCCCAAUUUCCGGAUGCCUACGGGAAGGAGCUCUUUGACAAGGCCAACAAGCACCACUUUUUGCACAGCCUGGCCCUGUUAGGGGUGCCCUACUGCAGAAAACCCCUCUGGGCAGGAUUACUGCUAGCUUCUGGAACUACCUUAUUCUGUACCAGCUUUUACUACCAGGCUCUGAGUGGAGACACUAGCAUCCAGACUGAGGGUCCUGUUGGAGGGAGCCUGCUGAUCUUGGGCUGGCUUGCCUUGGCUUUUUGA